This is a messenger RNA of Alligator mississippiensis (American alligator), 872 nucleotides long. It is a transcript of the gene PPDPF, whose product is annotated as pancreatic progenitor cell differentiation and proliferation factor. Lineage: Eukaryota; Metazoa; Chordata; Crocodylia; Alligatoridae. Gene Ontology annotation, biological process: cell differentiation; multicellular organism development. Bases 209 to 580 code for a protein of 123 amino acids. The record is from RefSeq and is a predicted model, not a curated record. The transcript has 5 exons.
CUAGCGUCCCUUAAACCCCUAAGACCUCGUGUGUGCUUAGUGGACGUGGAGUUUACUCCCAGUAUCUCCUUUGCAAAUGGGCUCCGUGGCCUAGCGUUUACUCCCCUGAGCCUCGCCACCUGUGAUCUCCAGCCGUUUGGGUGCUACUGGGACCAGCACUGAAGGAAAGGAAGGUUUUAUAUCGGCACAAGAACAAAGACCAAGGAACAUGGCAGCAAUCCCGUCAAGCGGCUCGCUUGUGGCAACCCAUGACUACUACAGAAGUAAGAAGACUAAACUUGUGACCUGGGGGCGUCUGAGUUCUACGUCCAGCAACAGCUCGUGUGGAAGUGCUGAGUACUCUGGGGAAGUUAUUCCUCACCAUCCGGGUCUUCCCAAGUCAGAUCCCGGUCACUGGUGGGCUAGCUUCUUCUUUGGCAAGAUGCCCCACCCAGUCAUGACAACUGUGUCGGAGUCCCCAGAGAAAUCGGGAACCUUCCAGGUGGCUAACGGCGUGAUCACUUGUGGCCUGGCUCAGGAAGUAAUGAGGAAGCGCCACGCCAGUGAGCCCAGCAAACCCAAUGCUGGGCCCUCUGCGUGAACAGGCUGGCACCUCUCUCUGCUGCUCGCCUGGUUGCUGCUUCUGAUCCAAACGCUAGGCAUCAGAGCCCAUUUCCCUCCCCUCCCCGUCCCCCCCCAUAGAGUAGACAGGCUGCUUUAGGAAUUAGAUGUAGGUUUUUGCAAAAAAAAGAAAACACAACCAAAAAUUUUUUUCUAUACCAUCUUUUUGCUACUUCACUAACUUGACUACGUGCUUUCCAUGCAGACUUGGUAACACUUUUGUUUACUUCGUACUUGUUCAAUGGAAACUAAUAAACUUGAGCAGCCUUUUA